Numida meleagris (helmeted guineafowl) is the source of this 9378-nucleotide messenger RNA. RefSeq names its product hedgehog interacting protein (gene HHIP). Lineage: Eukaryota; Metazoa; Chordata; Aves; Galliformes; Numididae. Bases 187 to 2280 code for a protein of 697 amino acids. The record is from RefSeq and is a predicted model, not a curated record. The transcript has 13 exons.
GCCGAGCAUCCUCCGCCCGCUCGCUUUCCGCUCGUCCUCUCGGAGCGGCGCUCCCCGCGGGCCGCCCGCUCCGCUCCCGUUCCGCAGCCUCCGCGGGAGGGAGGGAGGUGGUUUUCCCGAAGUGCAAAGAAAAGUCCGUGGGAUUCCCCUCCUCCCCCUCGGGCGCGUUCGCACGCUCCCUCAGGCAUGAUGCUCAAGAUGCUGCCGUUCAAGCUGCUGCUGGUGGCCGUGGCUCUCUGCUUCUUCGAGGGGGAUGCCAAGUUCGGGGAGAGCGGCGCCCGGAGGAGAAGGUGCCUCAACGGGACCCCGCCGCGGCGGCUGAAGAAGCGCGACCGCAGGCUGCUGUCCCCGGAGGCGCCGGGCGGCGCGGAGGCGAUGUGCCGCGGCCUCUACCCGCGCCUCUCCUGCUGCUCCCGCGCCGACGCGCAGGGGCUGCUGCACGCCGGGGCCAAGAUACUUUCUGUCAUGAACAACACAGAAUGUGCGAAGCUACUGGAGGAAAUCAAAUGUGCACACUGCUCACCUCAUGCCCAGAAUCUUUUCCACUCACCUGAGAAAGGGGAAACUUCUGAAAGAGAACUAACUCUUCCCUACUUGUGCAAAGACUAUUGUAAAGAAUUCUAUUAUACUUGCAGAGGUCACUUACCAGGUUUUCUCCAAACUUCAGCUGAUGAGUUUUGCUUUUACUAUGCAAGAAAAGAUGGUGGUGUAUGCUUUCCAGAUUUUCCAAGAAAACAACUGCGAGGACCAGCUUCUAACUCCCUGGACCACAUGGAGGAAUAUGACAAAGAGGAAGAGAUCAGCAGAAAACACAAGCACAACUGCUUCUGUAUUCAAGAGGUCAUGAGUGGACUAAGGCAGCCUGUUGGAGCAGUACAUUGUGGGGAUGGAUCUCAUCGCCUCUUUAUUCUUGAGAAAGAAGGAUAUGUGAAGAUUUUCAGUCCUGAAGGAGACAUGAUCAAGGAACCUUUUUUGGAUAUACACAAGCUUGUUCAAAGUGGAAUAAAGGGAGGAGAUGAAAGAGGACUGUUAAGCCUUGCAUUCCAUCCCAAUUACAAGAAAAAUGGAAAGCUGUAUGUGUCUUAUACCACCAACCAAGAACGGUGGGCUAUUGGACCUCAUGAUCACAUCCUUAGGGUGGUAGAAUACACAGUAUCCAGGAAAAAUCCACAACAAGUUGAUAUAAGAACAGCAAGAGUGUUUCUAGAAGUAGCAGAACUACAUCGAAAACAUCUAGGAGGGCAGCUUCUGUUUGGCCCAGAUGGCUUCUUAUACAUUUUUCUCGGAGAUGGCAUGAUUACUCUAGAUGACAUGGAAGAAAUGGAUGGUUUAAGUGAUUUUACAGGUUCUGUAUUACGCCUCGAUGUAAAUACUGACCUGUGCAGUGUCCCUUAUUCCAUACCACGGAGCAACCCACAUUUUAAUAGCACAAACCAACCUCCUGAAAUUUUUGCACAUGGACUCCACAAUCCAGGCCGCUGUGCUGUGGAUCACCACGCAGCAGAUGUAAACAUCAAUUUAACAAUGCUUUGCUCAGAUUCAAAUGGAAAGAACAGAUCUUCAGCAAGAAUCUUACAGAUAAUAAAGGGUAAAGACUAUGAAAGUGAGCCUUCACUUUUAGAAUUCAAACCAUUCAGCAGUGGAGCCUUGGUUGGUGGAUUUGUCUAUCGAGGUUGCCAGUCUGAAAGACUCUAUGGAAGUUAUGUAUUUGGAGACCGCAAUGGAAAUUUUUUAACACUGCAACAGAAUCCUGCAACUAAACAGUGGCAAGAGAAACCCCUCUGUCUCGGCAACAGCGGUUCAUGUAGAGGUUUCUUUUCAGGCCCUGUCUUGGGAUUUGGUGAAGAUGAACUAGGCGAGAUUUACAUAUUAUCAAGCAGUAAAAGUAUGACACAGUCUCACAAUGGAAAACUCUACAAGAUCAUUGACCCAAAAAGGCCUUUAGUCCCUGAAGAAUGCAAAAGAACAGCUCAGUCGGCACAGAUACUGACAUCUGAAUGCUCAAGGCACUGUCGGAAUGGGCACUGCACUCCCACAGGAAAAUGCUGCUGUAAUCAAGGCUGGGAAGGAGAGUUCUGCAGAACUGCAAAGUGUGACCCAGCAUGUCGACAUGGAGGUGUCUGUGUAAGGCCUAAUAAAUGCUUAUGUAAAAAAGGCUAUCUUGGCCCUCAGUGCGAACAAGUGGAUAGAAACAUCCGAAGAGUUACAAGGGCAGGUAUUCUUGAUCAGAUCCUAGACAUGACAUCCUAUUUGCUGGAUCUAACCAGCUAUAUUGUAUAGUUUCGGGGACUGUUUGGAAACUACACUUUCAACGGGCAUUUGUUUUGAAUCCUAUCAUUUUUAAAAGACUGUUAUCCUGCAACAAAUAACAGUGAUUUGAUUUACUUCAUUAAUUUAAUUAUAAUAUCCAGAAAUGUGCAGAUAAAUUCAUCGUAUGUGUGUUAAUAUUUCUGUACACCUCCAUAGAUGUACAGAUACCCAACACAUAUAUGGGCAAGCAGUAUCACAAAUAUGGUUUUAGAGCUAGUGGAAUUUUUUUUUAUAUGUAAACUAUUUCUUCAUGAGUUUACAAAGCAAUUCCACUGAAAAACACAUUUUCAUUAAAGGACUUUUCUGAUGUCAUAAUGGAUUCACUGACACCCCAGAAACCUUGUGUCUGCAACUGGCUAAUUACAGCAAUAAGAGAGCAGUUUUGAACCAUCACCAUAUAAACUGCUGGACUUAAUGAAAUCCAGUUGUAACAGUUUUUAAGGUGAAAUGAACUAUAUUAUGAGACAAUAUUUCAGAACUCCUUUAUGCAUUCCUAUCUAGGCAAUUCAUUGUAAGACUGUAAUCUUCACCUUCAUCAAUGUAACUCUAUUACAGAAUGUUACGUAUUUCCUUAUCUAGCAUAGAUGCAAAAAUCUGGUUAUCACAGCUUGAUAUCAAGAUUGUUUCAAGUGUUUAAUAAUUAAAUUAUACUCACAUAUUUCAAAACCAGUCAUCCUAGAAGGUCUGCUUUCUAUCAUGUAUUUUAUUUAACAAUGGGCACUGGGUUCAUCUUACAUAUUUAUAUUAUCUUAUUUUAUUUUUAUAAUAUAGACAUCACCUAGAUGAGACAGCUUUACCAUGUCCUGUAAAAUACUAAAGUUACAUUUUUCACCAAUUUAAUUGGAAAGAUGGAGAAAGAAAGAGCAAACACACUCUUUAAUGUGUUGUGGAUCUAAUCUAGAAAUGUAUCCUUGUGUCAACUUGUAUUAAUUUGCAACGGAUGAAAAAAAAAAAACACCAAACAAACGUAUUAAAAUUCCAGGAAAUAUUGAAAGUGUUCAUAAAUUGAUUGUUACUGUAACAGGACGGGCCAGAUUAUACACAACUAGACUGCUACAGAUUUCACACUGAAUGGAACUUCACUGGACGAAAGCUCACAUUAGCAAUUGCUGGCUGUGUAUGAUGUCACUUGUAUAAAACGUAUAACAAUUAUUGCCAAAUAUGGUUUUAAAUGUAAAUGUUUCUUGAAGAGCUAACAAAAUUGAUUUUUUGUAAAUGUAUCAAUAAAUAUGGUGUACAUGCUAUAGUCAGGUUUUUGAAAGUAUUAAUAUUAUAAUCAGAUCUUCAGAAUUGGUGCCCUCUCCAUCUCUGGGAAGUUAUUGGCAGUUUUCUUUGUUCACUGUUUGCUGGCUAUUAGAUUUAAUGUGCUACCUGGCUUUUAUAAAAUCCUGCACGUAUAAAGAGUAGCAUGGCCACCACCAUGCACACACUAAUGGUUAUUAUAAGCAGCUACUUAUGUCAACAGUUUACAAUGCUUUAGGCAGUAAUGUCUAACUUACUGUAACUGUAUCGCUCACCAGUUGCAAAAUUCUCUUUUCCAGGGUAGUGACAUGUAACAACUUUUCCUUUAUGGAACGUUGUCAGCCUUGAUUUAAUAAAUAGUAAAUUUUUAAGCACAGAAAAAAUGUUAUUUGAAUUUAUCUUAAUAAGUAUUCCACCUAAGAGGAACAGAAAAUUAAGCUUGCCUUCCACAUAUGUUUGCUUGAGUAUCAAGUGACCUCAUGCCAAAUGGAAAUUGGUUGAGAAAUCUUGGUUAAGUGCUUAGAGAACAAUAGUCUGCAUUAAAAAGUGCAUGCAUAAUUUUGCACAAUGUAGAUUCAACUGACAGUCCAUUGAAAGACAUCUCAGGAUUAAAUGAGCAUGAAGACCAAAUUGCCCUCUCACCCCAAAAAGGGUGGUCCCUUAUAGUCACACUAACACUUCAUUGGCUAAGCACUGUGACCAAUCUGAAAAUGAACCCUGCAGUAGCAUCUGUAGGUUAAUAGCAGCUCUUUGUCUCCACUGCUUUCUGCCUUUAGUCUUUUUCCUGAAUUCCAUCACAAGAAGUUUUACAAUUAAAAAUGUCCUGACAACCAUUUUUGUAAAUUGACCUUAGCAUCUAAUCUUUCCUUAUUCACUGUGGGUGACAAAAACGUGAACUUCUCAUGAAUGAGCCAGCUGUCUAAAUCUGUCAGAUAGUGCAGUUUUAUUGCAUUCUUCAUAAUCGGUAAAGCCAGAAAGUCGAUGAAAUAUUUUAGCAACUUUUAAGUAUCUGACAGAGACAAUGUCUUUAACAUUUUAUUUAAUGAGUAUAUUACAGAAUAAAAACAGCUUUAAUUCAUUAUAAUCUCAAUAGCCAGCUGGGGAGAUGUGAUAGUUCGUUUCUCAGUUUAAAUUCUAGAGACUUAAAAAACUCCACAGAUGGUACCUAAAUUGAAGAUCCCCAGUAGCAUAUAUGCCACAGUCAUGCACGCAUAUGGCCACUAUAUGCCAUAACCGUGAAGAGAAGAGAUAACAAAGAGAAUACAGUCUUCAUCUUAAUAACAAAGACAAUUUCGUCUACUUGACUGGAAUCAGAAAAUUAGACUCUAUUAAAUUAAGAAUUAAAUCCAGGUCUCAUUCAAAUCAAUGGAAAACAAAACAAAACAAAGCAAUAAAACCCCCAAAACAAAACAAAAAAACUCCAAAACAAAAAACAAAACAAAAAACCCCAAAACAAACAAAAAAAACUCUGAAACAAAACAAAAAAACUCCAAAACAAAACAAAACAAAAAAAACAGAAACACUCCUAUCAACAGUGCUGAAGCCAGAAAACUACUUUUAAAAUUGAAACAAAUACUUAAGUUUAUUUAAAAAAAAAAAAUGUUUGAGUCAAAAUUUCAAAACUAAAAAGGAAUCUAAGGGACAAUUAGGAGGAAAGGAGAAAUAAUUUGUGGAAGGUGUUUUGCGUCAUUUUUAAAACAUCUUUUGUAUCACGUGAAAGCAGACAUCUGCAUUAAGCCCACAUGGAUACGUAGGAAGUCCCAGAGGAAGAGAAGUAUUCUCAAAAAAAGACACAAAAAUCCCAACUGCUUACUUAUCAAAAGAAAUUAUACUAUUAAAACAGCAAGUAAAGCCUAGGCCUAGCCACCCAAGAUGCUAAUAUAAAAAGGGCAACUGCAGUAAUUGCCCUGAGAAUUAGCGUACAAGAAAAAAAAAGGGGGGGGUUGUAGAAAGCCUGUUGCCAGCUAGGUCAUUCUACAGCCAUUCUCACACAAUCUCUGCAAGUUUCCAAGAAUAAAACUGAGCUUAUAAAUGAAACUAGAUAAAUGAGGCAAUUAGAUAAGGGCCUCUAGAAAGGAUUUUAUGUAUGUGUUCAAGUUGUCUCUGUCUCUGUCUCUCCUAAUCUUUUAUUCCAUUCAUUUAUUCCUUUACUGUGAGAUACUGCCCUCUCGGUUCCCAGUACAUUGUACAUUUUGAGCAUUCUUUCAGGCUUUCUAUUGUUAAAAGAGAAUAAAUAUACCUGUUGCAAAAAACCUAAUUCUAUUCCUGAUGUAUACAAGCUUUCAACUCUCAUUUUAUUAUUUUAGGAUGGAAAACCUUUCUAAGAUGCUACUGAUCAGAAAAAAAAGGUAUAUUAUUUGAGUAUAAGAAGAAGUGUCCUUUCUCCAUAGACAAGUAUUUAGACAGAAAAAAAAAAGACGUUAUGUUAAAGCAGCUCCAAAUUGUUUUACUCCCAUUUCAGAAAAAAAAAAAAAAAAAAAACAACCUUGAAGCUCACUUUUUUAAUGCCUCCAAUAAAAAAAUAUUAACUCAAAUCCUCCACCUGAAGGAAAUAAAUUUCUUCCACUAACAGUCAGGGACACAGGUGCAGAUCCUUUGUACCCUCAAAUCCUAAGAAGUUACUCCAUUUCAUGCAUCUGAAUUCUAAAUCAGGUAUAAAUAAGAAUAUAAGUCUUAUAUUGGCAACCAUGGCAACUCUUUUUUUUUUUUUUUUUUAUCUCCUUUAAUUCACUUCUCUGCCUUUUGGUUUUGUAGCUCAUGCCUCUCCAGAACCACAGCAGACUCCAAUAAUCCCUGGUUGCUGUAGGUGUUGCUACCUUUCUUUCAAACUGUAUAAUAAUAGAUGCAUCAAAGAGUCUGCCCAGUAGACUGACAUCUUUAUCUUUCAAUUGCUCCACAGAACUGUCAUCUUAUAGUGAUUUCUAAUGCUGUAGCUUAGCUGGACAUUGGUCAUUAACUGUAUGUUAUAUUCAGGAGUAAGGGCCUCCAGCUGCUCAGACUCAGAGGUAGUCAGAAAUUCACUGAUUUCAAUCCAGUAAUCAGAUACCUCAAGUAAAAAGCAGAACAAUAUUCCUGAGAUGACAAUGUGUUGCUUUUCAUGUACAAAUAUACAAAACUGAGACUCUAAAAGCCCUUCAGCCCAAGAAAUCUUUCACAAGUGUAAUUAAAAAUAUAUCUUUUACUAAGAAUUUUGCAAAAAACUCAACCAACAUCUUAAAUUUACUCUAAUCCAAAUUCACAGUAAAGACCCACCAAUCUGAGUUCGGGCUACAAAAAGCUGACAAAUGUGUCCAUGGGUAGUUUCAGAUAAAAACGUUGUAGAAAUACUGAAAAAAGUAAUAUCAUUUUGCUAAAAUUUUCCUCGUUUUCAGAAGGGGAGUAAUCCAGUGAAAUAAUAUGUACCAUUUAGCGUAUAGGCGUGAAACAGCUGAAGCUACCUGAAAGCUUAGUGCAGGAUUCCUUCAAACUCUGAGGGCCUGACUCACUGUCCAAUGAUGUCAACUGAAAAUCUCCCACUGACUUCAUUAAUUAUAGGAUUAAGUCGUUAAAAGAUAUCCACUUAGCUGGCAGAACUUCACUACAGAUGUCACUGCACACGUUAUCUGUCUGUCUGCAUCUGCAGUCAUUAGACUCACUAAGGUUUUCCAGAAUAGGACUGCAGAUUCAGACCUGUCUUUAAGCAAAGAACAUAUCCAAUCCUGUUGAGUUUCCUUAUAAAUACUGUCAACAGUUACACAAGCGUUCUGUUAUAUCUGCCAGACUUUUCAUACUUCUUUGAAAAUGCUGAGGAGUUAGUUCACAUUUCUUCUCUUUUGCACAUACGUGCAAAAUACAUACAAAAUCAAAUAUUUAAGCAUAUGCCGCUAAGCAGGAAAAUAAUUUAAACAGUAAGUCAGUGAUCUCAUUUGAUGAAAUGCACAUAAGAAGGCAGAGCCAAAAAUUGCCCCCACAGAAACGAUAGCAUCCCAAAACUCAGAGAUCAAUGGAAAAGUUCCUGCAGGUGUUCUGAGUCCAGUAUUACAGAGGCUCCAUUCAAUGUAUUAGGCACAUUUUCAAACCUUUCUUCACGUACUAAAUAGGAAUGGUGUAAUAUUGCAAUCAAGAAUAUACCUUGAUACAACAACAACAAAAAAAAGUUCCUAUCCUUACUAAUAACUAAGAAUAGUAAGAUUGAAAGCAAUGACUCUACUCAAAGUACUAAAGCAACAGGUAUAAACAAGUGCAGGAUUGGACACAAGUAGGUAUUCUGUGGACCCAUGCCAGGCCAAGGGUUUAUCUGCCUGCCUUUGUACGCAUUGACUUCAAUUAACAGUGUGCACUAGGAAUUUAUCACGCUGUAAAAUACAUAAUAGACAAUAAACAAUUUUAGUAUAGCAAUUAAUUCUGCAUAGAAUUACACUGGACAGACUGACUGAUAAGACAGUAUUAUUAAUGCUUUAUCUUGGAUAAGAGAAAUAUUUCAAUUUUACAGCACUGUGUAAAUGGUUCAAUGGACAUAUCAACCUUUUUCUUUCAAUUCACUCCUGAGUUGUUAAUAAUUACUAAUUUGGUCUACAUAUUGGGAAAGGAUUAUCACAUUAUCCCAUAACUCACCUAAAACUCUCACAGGCUUCCUUGGAAGUUUUUCUUUACACUGUACAGUUUGAUUGGAAAGCCAAGUGACACAUCAGCUUACCAGAACUCCAGGCACCAAAAACAUAAUUCUAGUCUCACAAUCAGUGUUGUUCCGAAUGGUCUUCAUUCCUAUCAGGCUACACCGAGACCAGAAACCAUCUGGUAUUAGGUCACCACAUAUAUCUUGUAGAGAUCACCACUAACACCAGAAGCAGUAAUUCUGCCCCGUGAAUUAUCCAGCAAUGCUACUAGCUGUUCCCCACAAAACAUACUACAGAAUGAAAGCUUCAGUUCCCUUUGGAGAACAAUUAGAUUUUAAUGGGAGCCAAGCAGGAAAAGGAAAUAACAAAAACCUGUCACUUAAGAACACAACUUGUGUGAUAUUCCUCUGUUCAAGUAGCUUUAUUUUAUAGUAGCCAUCAAGUACUGUGUGUACAUUUGAAAUGUGGGAAAAUAGCUUGGAAAAUAUAAUUCAAAUUAUGUUUACGUUCUAUAAACUGUAUUAUAACACUAAGCAUAUACAGGCACCAGUCUAGCAGAGCACUGGAGCACACAAGUAAUUGUAAGCACACGAAUCUCACCAAAGUCAUGUGCUUAACAUUAUUAAUAUAAUUGCUUUCUUGGUUUGAGACAAGUCUUUGCAAGUCUACCUAUGUAGAUUACAUAUAUUAUGUGUAUUUCUUUUUAGGGAGACAGCAUGGCUGAAGUUCAAAGCAAGAUUUCAGUUAUUUUGUGUCACAAAUUCUAAUAAGAUAAUUCUAGAUAAUUUAAAAUAAUCUUAAAUAAUUGCAUCUUUGUGCCUCCACCUUCCAUUUGAAAAUUAGUGAAACCAAUCCUUGUAAAGCGCUUUGAGCUCUUCAAAUGAAAAGUGCUAUAAAGUACAAAUUAUAAUUAUAUUAUUGAACAUCAUGUAUGUAUACACACUAUUAUGUAAUAUAUAAUAUAUGUAUAAUGCAUAUAAAUUCUAACAAAUGUAUUUGUGUAAUAUCUGAGAAAUUGAACAGUUGUAUCUGGAAGUGAUAAAUGCAUAGAGUUGGAUUUAUUGUUAAUCUGUGGAUUUAAUGAUUUUCUAGACAAAAGGACAUUUAAGUGUAUAAUUGCUUUUCUUAAUUUAAUAUAUUUAUGUAAAUGCAUGCCUGAAGUUCUGGAUAGAUAGUUAUUCUGUGUCCCUUAAGCUAAUAAAAUAUAUUAAACUAUAUCCUACAACCUAAA